UUUUCUUUUUUUGGGUCUCAUUAUCGGUUAAGCCCACCCUUUAAUUCCUUGUUAAAGUAAGAAUGUAGGAUAACAAGCCUAGCAAUACACGGGGCAAAUAUCAGCGCCUUCUUUUUACCGAAUGGGCCAGUAAUCGCAAAUCUUUUCAUUUCAUUACACGCCAGCCACGGUUUUGGGCAGCCUGAGAAUUGAACGGCGGGAAAGUUCUUCUUCCCAAACUGAAGAAAUGUGGAUUGCACGAGCUAAGCCUCUGUUGCAAUUGCAAACCAUUAGAAGAAGAUGUUCGAAAUCACCAUGCUACGUUUUCUCUUUUCUUUCUUACUCGGACGUUCCUAACAAGAAGAGCCCUUUACAGGAGACUAGAAUGAGAGAUAGGUUUAAUCUCUAUGCCAAAGGAGGUGAUGGUGGUAAUGGCUCCACCAGUUUUCGCCGUAGUCGUCAUGAUCGUCGUGGUAAACCUGAUGGUGGGAAUGGUGGAAGAGGUGGUGAUGUGAUCCUAGAAUGUUCCACUGCAGUUUGGGACUUCAGUGGCCUGCAAAAUCAUGUCAAUGCAGGGAGAGGUGGACAUGGAACCUCGAAGAACAAGAUAGGAACUCGAGGAGAAGACAAGAUUCUCCAAGUGCCUAUUGGUACUGUAAUUCACCUGAAAAAGGGUGAAAUACCGUCCAUGCUUGAACAUUGUUCUUCAGCCGAUUUGGAUCCUUGGGAACUCCCUGGUUCACUCUCUACGGACCAGUCUGAAGUUGACCAGCUACCUUCCUCAAAGAACACAAGUAUGGCUGAGAAAGUAAAAUCGACACAUGUUGCUGGUCACUUAUCGUUUUGUACUGAAAUAACUGUGGACCAAUCAAGUGGCAUGAACCAAGCAACCGGGCCUCAAUCAGAACCUACGGAAGAAAUCAGUUAUAAUGUGGCAGAAUUAACGGAAGAAGGUCAGCGGAUGAUUGUUGCAUAUGGAGGGGAAGGUGGUUUAGGUAAUGUAUGUUAUCCAAAUGUUACGAUGAAGCCUAAGAUGACAAAGGGUGAAGUCCCGAGGGAUAAUUCAAUCGAGGAUGAAGCAUCAAAUGAUGAUCGAUCCUCCCUUCGUACUGGUUUGCCAGGUUCUGAAGCUGUUCUUGUCCUAGAACUUAAGAGCAUUGCUGAUGUAGGCCUUGUGGGGAUGCCCAAUGCUGGUAAAAGUACACUUUUAGGGGCAAUUUCUCGAGCUAAGCCUGCAAUAGGCCACUAUGCGUUCACGACUCUAAGGCCUAAUUUAGGGAAUUUGAACUUUGACGACUUGUCAAUUACGGUGGCUGAUAUUCCAGGAUUAAUAAAGGGUGCUCACCAGAAUCGUGGACUCGGACAUGCUUUCCUCCGCCACAUAGAACGUACUAAGGUUUUGGCAUACGUUGUAGACUUGGCCGCCGCAUUAGAUGGUAGGAAAGGAAUUCCACCAUGGGAACAACUGAGAGAUUUAGUCUUGGAGCUCGAGCACCAUCAGGGAGGUCUCUCGAAUAGACCAUCAUUGGUCGUGGCGAAUAAAAUCGAUGAGACCGGGGCUGAAGACGUCUUUCGAGAGCUCGAGAAAAGGGUCGAAGGUGUUCCUAUAUAUCGUGUAUGUGCAGUUCUAGAGGAAGGAAUAUCAGAGGUAAAAGCUGGUCUUAAAUUGCUUGUCAAUGGUGAUGAAAAUUCAAGCUCACUCAAUAUAGAAAACAUUAGGUGUUGAUUAGAAUCCUGCUUUGGAUGAUAUUUUAGAAAUUAUUUUAGUCGAUUUUUUAAAUUUUAUUUUUAAAAAUGUAUGCGUUGAUGAAAAAAUAUUAUUGUUAGAGCAUAUUGUGUUGAUAUCACGAAUUUAUUGUUUUAUCUCCUUAAUAGGCUUACAGAA
Gossypium arboreum is the source of this 1864-nucleotide messenger RNA. RefSeq names its product probable GTP-binding protein OBGM, mitochondrial. The transcript is spliced from 6 exons. Gene Ontology annotation, molecular function: GTPase activity; magnesium ion binding; GTP binding. NCBI's taxonomy places the organism in Eukaryota, Viridiplantae, Streptophyta, Magnoliopsida, Malvales, Malvaceae. Gene Ontology annotation, cellular component: mitochondrion. Bases 227 to 1705 code for a protein of 492 amino acids. The record is from RefSeq and is a predicted model, not a curated record.